CUGGAAAAAUGGUGGACGCGUUGCUGCAUGGCACGAAGCUGGUGAGCGCUAAGGGCUCGACGAUAGAUGGCGGAGACGCCGGCAAGACAGGACUUCUGGCGCUGUAUUUUGCGGCGAAUUGGUGCCCGGAUUGCCGCGCCUUCCAGUCGAAGCUCAACGAUUUCUAUGCCGAAGCGAACGCCUCGACACAGCAGCUUGACGUCGUCUUCGUGAGCUCUGACAUGUCGGAGGAAGACCAGCAGUCGCACUUCUCAACCAAGCUCGGUGACUGGUGGAUGGUUCCUCGUGACGCCGAAAUCCGCAAUGAGCUCCGCAGAAAGUACGGUGUCCUCAAUGGCAAAAACGACACUGAGGUAGGCGUCACACACAGAAACAGCGGCAUCCCAGCUCUCGUGAUCAUCCGUCCUAAUGGCGAGGUCCUGGACUUCCAGGGUGUCCAGCAAGUUGAAAACGACGGCAUCAAAGCGCUCGCUAACUGGCAAGCCAAGGCAUGGAGCACAGAGCAGUAAAGGUUCCGCAUACCACAUUGUUCGGACCUUUCAUUUGGGUUUUGAGGUGAUACUUCACAAUAAAAUAAAGAAAGAAAAAAUACCAUA
Phytophthora infestans T30-4 is the source of this 596-nucleotide messenger RNA. RefSeq lists its product as uncharacterized. Gene Ontology annotation, biological process: sensory perception; photoreceptor cell maintenance. Bases 9 to 509 code for a protein of 166 amino acids. Lineage: Eukaryota; Oomycota; Peronosporomycetes; Peronosporales; Peronosporaceae. The transcript has 3 exons. The record is from RefSeq and is a predicted model, not a curated record.